This is a messenger RNA of Maniola jurtina (meadow brown), 3990 nucleotides long. Its product is annotated as mucin-19-like. The record is from RefSeq and is a predicted model, not a curated record. Bases 28 to 3801 code for a protein of 1257 amino acids. NCBI's taxonomy places the organism in Eukaryota, Metazoa, Arthropoda, Insecta, Lepidoptera, Nymphalidae. The transcript has 91 exons.
UCAUCAGUCCAUUGAACCCCUAAGAAGAUGGGUACAAAGCAUCUAAUAAUACUUUUCUUGCUAGCACCUACCGUGCUAACUAGAAAUGUCGGAAGUAGAGCUAGUGCUGUAGCGUUCGCGCAAGCCAAAGGUGGAUCUUCAAAUGCAGUAGCCAGUGCACUGAGCACAGGCCAGGGAUCAUCUACAGCAAAUGCAAUAGCGAACAGCAAAGGUGGUGGAAAUGCCAAUGCAAAUGCUGCAGCGAACAGCGAAGGUGGUGGAAAUUCCAAUGCAAAUGCUGCAGCGAACAGCGAAGGUGGUGGAAAUUCCAAUGCAUAUGCUGCAGCACAAAAUAAUGGCGAUGGAUCUUCUGAUGCAGAUGCAGCUGCCAUAGCUACCGCUUCAGGCGACAGCUCAGCUGAUGCAACCGCAAUUUCUGUCGCUGAUGACAGCUCGCCUACUGAACCUGAACCUGAAUCGCCGUCCUGUGAUUCUGAAGAACCAACCCCUGCUGAACCUACACCUGAACCGCCGUCCUGUGAUACUGAAGAACCAACCCCUGCUGAACCUACACAAAAUAACACCAGCGGUGGAUCUUCUGAUGCAACUGCAACAGCCAACGCUACCGCUUCAGGCAACAGCUCAGCUACUGCAACCGCAAUUUCUGUCGCACUAAAUAAUGGCGAUGGAUCUUCUGAGGCAGAUGCAGCUGCCACAGCUACCGCUUCAGGCGACAGCUCAGCUGAUGCAACCGCAAUUUCUGUCGCUGAUGACAGCUCACCUACUGAACCUGAACCACUUACAGCUGAAUCGCCGUCCUGUGAUUCUGAAGAACCAACCCCUGCUGAACCUACACCUGAACCGCCGUCCUGUGAUACUGAAGAACCAACCCCUGCUGAACCUACACAAAAUAACACCAGCGGUGGAUCUUCUGAUGCAACUUCAACAGCCGACGCUACCGCUUCAGGCAACAGCUCAGCUACUGCAACCGCAAUUUCUGUCGUUGUUACCGACUCUACCAGCCCGGCUCCUGGAUCUGGACCUGCUACCAACUCUACCAGCCCGGUUCCUGGAUCUGAACCUGACAACUCUACAUGCUCGUCUACUGGAUCUGAACCUACCAAUUCUACCAGCUCGCCUGCUGUACCUGAACAAAAUAACACCAGCGGUGGAUCUUCUGAUGCAACUGCAACAGCCAACGCUACCGCUUCAGGCAACAGCUCAGCUACUGCAACCGCAAUUUCUGUCGUUGUUACCGACUCUACCAGCCCGGCUCCUGGAUCUGGACCUGCUACCAACUCUACCAGCCCGGCUCCUGGAUCUGAACCUGACAACUCUACAUGCUCGUCUACUGGAUCUGAACCUACCAAUUCUACCAGCUCGCCUGCUGUACCUGAACAAAAUAACACCAGCGGUGGAUCUUCUGAUGCAACUGCAACAGCCAACGCUACCGCUUCAGGCAACAGCUCAGCUACUGCAACCGCAAUUUCUGUCGUUGUUACCGACUCUACCAGCCCGGCUCCUGGAUCUGGACCUGCUACCAACUCUACCAGCCCGGCUCCUGGAUCUGAACCUGACAACUCUACAUGCUCGUCUACUGGAUCUGAACCUACCAAUUCUACCAGCUCGCCUGCUGUACCUGAACAAAAUAACACCAGCGGUGGAUCUUCUGAUGCAACUGCAACAGCCAACGCUACCGCUUCAGGCAACAGCUCAGCUACUGCAACCGCAAUUUCUGUCGUUGUUACCGACUCUACCAGCCCGGCUCCUGGAUCUGGACCUGCUACCAACUCUACCAGCCCGGUUCCUGGAUCUGAACCUGACAACUCUACAUGCUCGUCUACUGGAUCUGAACCUACCAAUUCUACCAGCUCGCCUGCUGUACCUGAACAAAAUAACACCAGCGGUGGAUCUUCUGAUGCAACUGCAACAGCCAACGCUACCGCUUCAGGCAACAGCUCAGCUACUGCAACCGCAAUUUCUGUCGUUGUUACCGACUCUACCAGCCCGGCUCCUGGAUCUGGACCUGCUACCAACUCUACCAGCCCGGCUCCUGGAUCUGAACCUGACAACUCUACAUGCUCGUCUACUGGAUCUGAACCUACCAAUUCUACCAGCUCGCCUGCUGUACCUGAACAAAAUAACACCAGCGGUGGAUCUUCUGAUGCAACUGCAACAGCCAACGCUACCGCUUCAGGCAACAGCUCAGCUACUGCAACCGCAAUUUCUGUCGUUGUUACCGACUCUACCAGCCCGGCUCCUGGAUCUGGACCUGCUACCAACUCUACCAGCCCGGCUCCUGGAUCUGAACCUGACAACUCUACAUGCUCGUCUACUGGAUCUGAACCUACCAAUUCUACCAGCUCGCCUGCUGUACCUGAACAAAAUAACACCAGCGGUGGAUCUUCUGAUGCAACUGCAACAGCCAACGCUACCGCUUCAGGCAACAGCUCAGCUACUGCAACCGCAAUUUCUGUCGUUGUUACCGACUCUACCAGCCCGGCUCCUGGAUCUGGACCUGCUACCAACUCUACCAGCCCGGUUCCUGGAUCUGAACCUGACAACUCUACAUGCUCGUCUACUGGAUCUGAACCUACCAAUUCUACCAGCUCGCCUGCUGUACCUGAACAAAAUAACACCAGCGGUGGAUCUUCUGAUGCAACUGCAACAGCCAACGCUACCGCUUCAGGCAACAGCUCAGCUACUGCAACCGCAAUUUCUGUCGUUGUUACCGACUCUACCAGCCCGGCUCCUGGAUCUGGACCUGCUACCAACUCUACCAGCCCGGUUCCUGGAUCUGAACCUGACAACUCUACAUGCUCGUCUACUGGAUCUGAACCUACCAAUUCUACCAGCUCGCCUGCUGUACCUGAACAAAAUAACACCAGCGGUGGAUCUUCUGAUGCAACUGCAACAGCCAACGCUACCGCUUCAGGCAACAGCUCAGCUACUGCAACCGCAAUUUCUGUCGUUGUUACCGACUCUACCAGCCCGGCUCCUGGAUCUGGACCUGCUACCAACUCUACCAGCCCGGCUCCUGGAUCUGAACCUGACAACUCUACAUGCUCGUCUACUGGAUCUGAACCUACCAAUUCUACCAGCUCGCCUGCUGUACCUGAACAAAAUAACACCAGCGGUGGAUCUUCUGAUGCAACUGCAACAGCCAACGCUACCGCUUCAGGCAACAGCUCAGCUACUGCAACCGCAAUUUCUGUCGUUGUUACCGACUCUACCAGCCCGGCUCCUGGAUCUGGACCUGCUACCAACUCUACCAGCCCGGUUCCUGGAUCUGAACCUGACAACUCUACAUGCUCGUCUACUGGAUCUGAACCUACCAAUUCUACCAGCUCGCCUGCUGUACCUGAACAAAAUAACACCAGCGGUGGAUCUUCUGAUGCAACUGCAACAGCCAACGCUACCGCUUCAGGCAACAGCUCAGCUACUGCAACCGCAAUUUCUGUCGUUGUUACCGACUCUACCAGCCCGGCUCCUGGAUCUGGACCUGCUACCAACUCUACCAGCCCGGCUCCUGGAUCUGAACCUGACAACUCUACAUGCUCGUCUACUGGAUCUGAACCUACCAAUUCUACCAGCUCGCCUGCUGUACCUGAACAAAAUAACACCAGCGGUGGAUCUUCUGAUGCAACUGCAACAGCCAACGCUACCGCUUCAGGCAACAGCUCAGCUACUGCAACCGCAAUUUCUGUCGUUGUUACCGACUCUACCAGCCCGGCUCCUGGAUCUGGACCUGCUACCAACUCUAGCAGCCCGGCUCCUGGAUCUGAACAACCCACCUCCAGGACUUGCUUGUGCCCUUGCUGAUUGAAUGGCAGAAGAUGCUGAGACCUACAGAUUGUAAUCUGUAACAACGACGACCGACCAUCGCGAUGCUACGCUAACGGACAAUGAUCAUGCCAAUUAUAAUAUUAAAGCAUAUAUAUUACAUUGUGAUUUUUUUUCAAUCAAGAUUAUAAUAUUAUAUUGUGUUUCCAAAUAUAUUGAGCAAGUAUA